CCCACCCUUCACCAGAGCGGAGCGAGAUGUAAACCGGACUCUGCGUGGUCUAGACCGGCUGGACGGACCGGGACGACCAGUGGGACCGGACCGGAACAUCGACGUGGCUCAUUGUAGGUUUCAGAGGUUCCGUUCGGACACCCAGCGCUUCCUUGAAACGGAGCCGAGUUGGAGUGGACCUCUGACGGCUGCAGCUCCAGCUGCGUCCCGCUGAUCUGAGACUGAAACAUGUACCAGGUCCAGGGGAGAGGGGAAAGGGUCGUUGCCAUGGUGCUGAAGGAGCUUCCUGGUAAAAAGGCCUCCUCUGAAGGAAACCCCCUCGUCACCGUGACAACCAAGCUGGUUGGAGAGCAGCAGGAGAGUCGGCCCCUGCUGAGCCCCUCCAUCGAUGACUUCCUGUCAGAGAGCCGGAGCGAUGCCACUUCCACCCGACUCCUCACCUCCAACACAGCAGUUCUGUCCACAACUCUGGACCUGGUAGACCUCAGUGAUCCAGGUGCGAGCAGCACCAGCAUCAGGGAGCUGAGGAGGAGCCCUUUAAGGAUGAAGGGCAGCUUCAAGAGUCCUCGACGCCGGGUCAGAACUGAGGAGACGGAGCUGAUCCAGGUAGAGGUGGAACACCUGCCUGCCAGUCCCAGAACACCUGAGAGGAUCUCGCUGGACUCAGUCAGUCUGUCGUCUCCUCUGGACAAAUGGGACGAGUUGAACCUGGACGUGGAGGACGGGGUACGCCGGAGGAGAUACGAGAAGAGAUGCACGUCCCACCACUCGUCCAGUGAACUGCUGUGGUCUGCAGAGUUUAAAACGGACCCGCUGAUGAAGAACAACUUUGACAUACACAGCUUCGACGAUCUGGACUUCAUUUCUUCAAAACAGGACUGUGCUGCAUCCAGACAGCGCAGACGAACCCGCUCUCUGCUGCUCAGAAACGAGUCUCAGGAGGACGAGUUUGUGCGAGCGAAGGCAGCGGUUGAGUCGGACACGGAGUUCUGGGAUAAGAUGCAGGCUGAGUGGGAGGAGCUGGCUCGAAGGAACUGGCUGGAGGAGUCGGAAGGUCAGCGUCCGAUCCCACCCACCAUCUCACCCUCCGAGCAGGGUUACUACUUUAAUCCCAACAACCCGUACAGAGACCAGUCCAGCGCCUUCGCCGAGGGUCAGGAGAAAGCUCGGGAGGGAGACCUGAAUGCCGCCGUCCUGCUGCUGGAGGCCGCCAUCCUUCAGGACCCCCAGGACGCUGAGGCCUGGCAGCUGCUGGGGAUGACUCAGGCGGAGAACGAGAACGAGCAGGCCGCCAUCGUGUCUCUGCAGAGGUGUCUGGAGCUCCGCCCCAACAACCUGCCGGCCCUCAUGGCGCUCGCUGUCAGCUUCACCAACAGCGGGAUGCAGCGGGAGGCGUGCGACGCGCUGCGGCGUUGGAUCAGACACAACCCACGCUACCGACACCUGGUCCUGGAGACCAGGAGCCCGCUACAGGGUUCCCCUGCCACGCCACGCAGGGGCCCCGGCUCCUCCACACUGGCCAGAUGUGAGCUACAGGAAGUGCUGAUCCUCUUCCAGGACGCGGUUCUGCUCAAUCUGGACUGCGUGGAUCCAGACCUGCAGACCGGACUGGGGGUCCUCUUCAACCUGAGUUCAGACUUCGACAAGGCGGUGGAGGCGUUCAGCGCCGCGCUGUCCGUCAGACCCCAGGACUACCUGCUGUGGAACCGCCUGGGAGCGACGCUGGCCAACGGAAACCGGAGCGAGGAGGCGGUGGAGGCCUACACCCGGGCCCUGGAGCUGCAGCCCGGAUUCAUCCGGUCCAGAUACAACCUGGGAAUCAGCUGCAUCAACCUGGGAGCUCACAGGGAGGCGGUCAGUAACUUCCUCACAGCUCUGAACCAGCAGAGGCGGAGUCAGCGCUGCAGCCACCAGCAGAUGUCGGCCAACAUCUGGGCUGCUCUGCGCAUCGCCAUCUCCAUGAUGGACCGACCCGAGCUGUUCCAGGCCGCCAACAUGGGGGACCUGGACCUGCUGAUGAGGGCCUUCGAUGUGGGGGAGGUGUGAGCGGUUCAGGGGGACCGGACGGAGACCAGAUGGAGACCAAAGAGAGGAGGACGGCUGCAGCGUAUUUACAGCACAACCCUUUACGAAGCCGAGGCUCGGAGCAGAACCGCUCGGAGAUCCGGCCUUAAAGCCAUCAGACUGUUGCCCCGCCCAGCGGUGAUGUCACUGUGACAUCAGUCAUCACUGCAGAAAAUUGUGUUUGAGGGAAACACAAACUGCUUUGCACUCCUCACGUGUGUUUACCCCCCCAGAAAAUUUUGAUUCAUUCUCAUAACACUGAAUACGUCAUAUAUGGAUUGAAUUAUUUAACUUGUAUGUUUAUUUAUUAGGUCAAAAUAUAUUUAUAACGUGAUAUAAAACGAUUACUGUAGCUUAUAAAUACUGUAUAAUCAUUACUAUAACUGAGCUUGUUUGGAUUUGAUCGCGUUAAACCGGAAUCUCGUUCGUUUAUUCUUCAGCUCCAGAAAGUUGAGUUUCAUGAGAAUCCAGAUGAAUCAGAUUCUUUUUUAUUUUCCCUUUUAUCAGACAGCUUGAACUCAUAUUUAGUCUCAUAAACAUCAUUUAAUUCAUCAUUAAACAUCUGUUAAAAGAAAAGAGUUGAUGUGGGAAAGGUUUCAGUUGGACACGAAGCUGGUUCAGACUGGAAACAUUCCAGGAAACUGGAAACGAUCCCAACCCU
Messenger RNA from Melanotaenia boesemani (Boeseman's rainbowfish), 2725 nucleotides. It is a transcript of the gene pex5lb, whose product is annotated as peroxisomal biogenesis factor 5-like b. NCBI's taxonomy places the organism in Eukaryota, Metazoa, Chordata, Actinopteri, Atheriniformes, Melanotaeniidae. Gene Ontology annotation, cellular component: cytosol; peroxisomal membrane. Gene Ontology annotation, molecular function: protein binding. The transcript has 14 exons. The record is from RefSeq and is a predicted model, not a curated record. The coding region runs from base 229 to 2046 and encodes 605 amino acids. Gene Ontology annotation, biological process: protein import into peroxisome matrix, docking.